AUGAGCUCCUCGGCCCAGCACAAGCCGUUGUACCGGCUGCUGGUGAGCAGCAUGCUCCCCAUCGUGGCAGUGCCCCUCAUGCUCAAGGCGGCGGAGAUCCGGCCCGUGCACGUGUUCCUGGCCGCGUUCGUCCCGGCCGCGGUGGCCGCCGUCUACCUCAGCCUCCGGCCGCGCGCCGUGUACAUGGUGGACUACGCGUGCUUCCGCCCCAGCCCUGGCCUCCGCGUCCCGUUCGCCGCGUUCCAGGAGCACGCCAGCACGUGCGUCGACGAGCGCAGCCUCCGGUUCAUGGUGCGGCUGCUCGAGCGCUCCGGUCUUGGGGAGGAGACCUGCCUCCCCGAUGCGCAGCACUACAUCCCGCCGGAACGCGAUCUCGAGUCCUCCCGCGACGAGGCCGAGCUCGUCGUCUUCUCCGCCAUCGACGACCUGCUCGCCAAGACCAAUGUCUCCGGGGAGGACAUCGACAUCCUCGUCGUCAACUGCAGCCUCUUCGCCCCGACGCCGUCUUUCGCCGACAUGGUCGUCAGCCGGUACAAGCUCCGCGAGGACGUGCGCAGCGUGCACCUUGCCGGGAUGGGCUGCAGCGCGGGGCUCAUCUCCGUGGAGCUCGCCAGGAACCUGCUCCAGGUCACGCCUGGGGGCUCCAACGCGCUGGUGGUGUCCACGGAGACCAUCACGCCCAACUACUACAUGGGCAAGGAGCGCGCCAUGCUCCUGCCCAACUGCCUGUUCCGCAUUGGCGGCGCCGCCGUGCUCCUGUCCACCAACAGCCGCAAUGCUCGGUUCCGGCUCGCGCGCGUCGUGCGGACGCUGACCGGCGCCAAGGACGGCGCGUACCGCUGCGUGUACCAGGAGGAGGACGACCGCGGCAACGUCGGGGUCAACCUGUCCAAGGACCUGAUAGUCACCGCCGGCGACGCGCUCAGGGCGAACAUCACGGCCAUAGGGCCCCUGGUCCUGCCGGCGUCGGAGCAGCUGCUGUUCGCGCUGUCCUACGUGGCGCGCAAGGUGGUCGGCAGCAGCAGGAUCAGGCCGUACAUCCCCGACUUCCGCACAGCGUUCGAGCACUUCUGCAUCCACGCGGGCGGGCGCGCGGUGAUCGACGAGCUCCAGCGCAGCCUGAGGCUGUCGGACGAGCAGGUGGAGGCGUCGAGAAUGACGCUGCACCGUUUCGGCAACACGUCGAGCAGCUCAGUGUGGUACGAGCUUGCCUACAUCGAAGCCAAGGGACGGAUGCGCAAGGGCGACCGCGUGUGGAUGAUCGGCUUCGGCUCCGGGUUCAAGUGCAACAGCGCCGCCUGGGAGUGCAUUCGCCCGCCGGCGGCUCUCGACGGGCCAUGGGCCUCCUGCGUCCACCGGUACCCCGUCGACGUCCCCGACGUGCUCAAGCAUUAGUCAGGCCGCACGUACACAACCCGGCCGGCUCGUCUCUUGCAUGCGCAUUCGAUCGUACACACACACAGUUCCACUCGUACACGAAACAAAUCCACGUAAACAUGGCCAGUCACUCGCACAUACUACUAGGCGCUAUAGUUAGCUACAAGUAUUACAAGUAUGCUUGCCCGAUCCGCUCACUAAAGUCUUUAUCCCCCAAUAUUUUCCGUGAGCAUGUAGCCCACAUAGGAAUAGGAUUAUUGGAAGCUUCUGCAUCCUGGAAUUGUGGGACCACUAAUAGUCUAAUAUGAACCACCUCUCAUAA
This is a messenger RNA of Aegilops tauschii subsp. strangulata, 1699 nucleotides long. Its product is annotated as 3-ketoacyl-CoA synthase 6-like. The record is from RefSeq and is a predicted model, not a curated record. NCBI's taxonomy places the organism in Eukaryota, Viridiplantae, Streptophyta, Magnoliopsida, Poales, Poaceae. Gene Ontology annotation, cellular component: membrane. Gene Ontology annotation, molecular function: acyltransferase activity, transferring groups other than amino-acyl groups. Gene Ontology annotation, biological process: fatty acid biosynthetic process.